AUGCCUCUAAUACACCAUAUUCAAAGAGGGUACGCUACGAGACCCGUUCUCAGGGCGCCCAGUGUGGUAGAACAGGUCUCUUUAUCCUUCAAGCAGUCGUCGAAGGGGUCGCAAAGUGCAGAGUCCAUAGCUGUAGCCGCAGCUGCAGUUCGCCGGCCUGCGCCGCGCCGUCCUAUGCAGCACCCGAUAGAGGCCUUCAAGAGGAAGUGGUUACCCCUGCGCUGUGGUGUGCUGACCCAGAUAGUGGGGAUGCUUCCGUACCUCAACAGCGAGACUGGCGAACGCAUGGCAGCUACCAUCCUGCAAGUGAAUAACGUUGAGGUGACCGCGCACAGAACUUUGCAAGAAAACGGAUACAUUGCGUGCCAGGUAGGGUACGGUACUGUACGGGCAAGGAAAGUAUCGAGACAGAUGCUUGGUGUCUUUGCCGCAAAUCUCGUGAACCCAAAGGCCAAAGUCGUCGAGUUCAAAGUGAAGAACGAGGACGGGCUGCUCCCCCUGGGGACCGUCUUGAAGCCUUCGUGGUUUGAACCGGGCGCGUUCGUCGAUGUGCGCGGGGUCAGCAAGGGUAAAGGGUUCGCCGGUGUAAUGAAGAGACAUCACUUCAAAGGGUUGGGUGCCUCUCACGGUACAUCGCUCUCGCACAGACAUGGUGGUUCGUACGGUCAACAUCAGGACCCGGGGAGAAUACUCCCAGGUAAGAAGAUGCCCGGAAGGAUGGGGACGGACAACGUCACCGUCCAGAACGUACAGAUCUUGAAGGUGGAUGAUGCCAAUAACGUCAUCUGGGUGAAAGGUUCCGUUCCAGGUGCCAACGGCACUUUUAUCAAGUUGCAGGAUGCAAUCAAGAAAAUGGACCCAGUGGUCGACUAA
Messenger RNA from Huiozyma naganishii CBS 8797, 873 nucleotides. It is a transcript of the gene MRPL9, whose product is annotated as mitochondrial 54S ribosomal protein uL3m. The coding region runs from base 1 to 873 and encodes 290 amino acids. Lineage: Eukaryota; Fungi; Ascomycota; Saccharomycetes; Saccharomycetales; Saccharomycetaceae. Gene Ontology annotation, biological process: translation. The transcript has a single exon. Gene Ontology annotation, cellular component: ribosome; mitochondrial large ribosomal subunit. Gene Ontology annotation, molecular function: structural constituent of ribosome. The record is from RefSeq and is a predicted model, not a curated record.